Danaus plexippus (monarch butterfly) is the source of this 2625-nucleotide messenger RNA. It is a transcript of the gene Nt5b, whose product is annotated as cytosolic purine 5'-nucleotidase. NCBI's taxonomy places the organism in Eukaryota, Metazoa, Arthropoda, Insecta, Lepidoptera, Nymphalidae. Bases 232 to 2040 code for a protein of 602 amino acids. Gene Ontology annotation, molecular function: 5'-nucleotidase activity. The transcript has 14 exons. The record is from RefSeq and is a predicted model, not a curated record.
UUGUACAUUCUAGUGAGUUCGGACUUGUGGUGAAAAAAGCAGUGAGGUUUUAACAAAAAACCUUAGAUUUUCAUGGUGUAUUAAAUUUUAAUAUUCGUAUAUGUUUUUUAACGAAACAGUGAAUAUUUUAAACUCGCAUAUUUAAAUCGCUGUUAUUUUAAAACCGAUAUUGAAUAUCGGUGCAUAUCUUUGUUUAUUUGUUAAGUUUAUAUUUGAGUUACAGCGAGGUGUAUGUUAAGGUGUUGUGUUCUGAGAUAUCAGCGAAAUUUUCAAUUUGUAACUUCACUUUUGAUACCAAACUACACUUCAAGUUUGCGUUACAUAGCUACGGUAAGAGAUAGUAUGGAUGGGUGCAUCAAUAAAGAGUGUCUGCGGACACAAGACCAAGCAAUCACGAAGAAGUAUUACCGCAGAGCUGAACACAGAAUAUUCGUAAACAGAUCGUUGCAUUUAGAGAAUGUCAAGUUCUACGGUUUUGACAUGGACUAUACCCUGGCUGAGUACAAGUCGCCUCAGUACGAGAACCUGGGUUUCAACCUGACCAAGGAGAGGCUCGUCCACAAAGGCUACCCCAAGGAGAUACUCGACUUUGAGUACGAUCCGUCUUUUCCUGUCAGAGGUCUGUGGUUCGAUACGUUAUACGGUAACCUACUAAAGGUCGACGCGUACGGUAACAUACUAGUGUGCGUUCACGGUUUCGAGUUCUUGAAACAUUCUCAGGUGUACGAGUUGUAUCCGAACAAGUUCUUAACAUUGGACGAGUCUCGGGUGUACGUCCUGAACACAUUGUUCAAUCUCCCCGAGACGUACUUGAUCGCUUGUUUGAUCGACUUUUUCACGAACUCACCCCAGUAUACCAGAGAGAAGACGGGUGUGAGGUGCGGUGACUUGGCUAUGUCGUUCAAGUCUAUAUUCCAAGACGUUAGGAAUGCUGUCGACUACGUUCACAUCCACGGCGACCUGAAGAAGAAGACCACAGAGAAUCUGGAGCUGUACCUCAAGAAGGAUGACAGGCUGCCCAUGUUCCUCUCCAGGAUACGGGAGAGCGGCGCCAAGCUCUUCAUACUCACCAACAGCGACUAUAACUUCACUGACAAGAUUAUGAACUACUUGUUCGACUUCCCGCACGGCGCUAAGCCUGGGGACCCUCACAGGAACUGGAGAACGUACUUCGACUGGAUAGUUGUGGACGCCAAGAAACCAUUGUUCUUCGGCGAGGGUACCACCUUAAGACAAGUGGACACGCUCACUGGAGCGCUUAAGAUGGGUCACCAUGUCGGGCCGCUGCAUGAGGGGCUCGUAUACUCCGGGGGUUCGUGUGAUGUUUUCACCGAGUUAAUAUCGGCGAAGGGUAAGGACGUUUUGUAUAUCGGCGACCAUAUCUUCGGUGACAUACUCAAGUCCAAGAAGAUAGGAGGCUGGCGGACAUUCCUCAUAGUGCCCGAGCUGGUGCAGGAGUUACACGUCUGGACCGACAAGUGCACCUUGUUCGCACAGCUGCAAAACCUGGACGUCCAGCUGGGCGAUAUGUACAAAGACUUAGACUCGAGCACCAAAGAGAAGCCGGAUAUAUCAAAGCUCCGCAUAUCAAUACGGGAUGUGACGCACAAGAUGGAUCUCGCGUACGGGAUGCUGGGCUCGCUGUUCCGCUCGGGAUCUAGACAGACUUUCUUCUCGUCUCAGGUGGUGAGGUACGCGGACCUGUACGCGGCGUCGUUCCUCAACCUCAUGUACUACCCGUUCUGCUACAUGUUCCGAGCGCCGGCUAUGCUCAUGCCCCACGAGUCCACGGUCGCCCACGAGCAGAGGUUCACAGUCGACACUCCCACCAUCGACAGAUCGAGACACUCAAGUUCCCAGCGAGCUUUUAGCGCGGCCUGCAUCAGUGAACUGUCUUCAGAGGAGGCCGAUACCGUCGCUGAUAUUAACGAAGUGAAGGUGACUAGCUCAGUGCCUCACACUCGGCCGGAGACCCCGCGUCGUCUGACCCACACGCACGACGACGACGGCUCGGACGACGACGACCCCAAGAACAAGUAGACCGGCACCACCAGUGCCUGUGUUCUCGUCAGUCUGUGUGCAGUCAAUUAACAUUAGUACGAGGCCUACGGAGCUGUAUACGGUACAUUAGAUCGUUACGUUAAUGUGACUAGGAGCAGAGACACGACCAAGUCGUGACUCGCAUAUAUUUAUAACCUUCCGCUUCUCUGCCGCCGUGAGCUAGCGUCUGUCGCUGGUUUUGCUCGCUAGUUAUGCCAAUCCCGGACUACCCUCGUAUCGAGCUAAUGUUUUAUGUCAUCCAACCGGACCUGGCGGUGACGGAGAUGUCUUGAACGGCGUGAUAAUUGUUACUGAUUACUCUCCUUAUUUUAUAUAUAAAUGUUAUAUUUUUUGUUGAGAUUUGUUUUUUUUUUGUACAAAUGUCAUUAUAAUUAGACGUUGUAACCGUGUUAUGUCCUGUCCGCAGACGUCCCCGACGUCGUUAAUGCACUAGCAUAGUAUAGAACAAGACGCGGAAGCCUGCGACAGAUUGUUUAAGUAACUGUGAUUGUUGUAGUGAUUUUUUUAUCGUUUUUUACCUGAUCACAAGCGGAUGUAGCCGAGUAAUAAAGUUAAUAUAAUUUA